Messenger RNA from Perognathus longimembris pacificus (Pacific pocket mouse), 1603 nucleotides. RefSeq names its product phospholipid phosphatase related 5 (gene Plppr5). The transcript has 6 exons. The record is from RefSeq and is a predicted model, not a curated record. Gene Ontology annotation, molecular function: phosphatidate phosphatase activity. Gene Ontology annotation, biological process: phospholipid metabolic process; phospholipid dephosphorylation; signal transduction. Lineage: Eukaryota; Metazoa; Chordata; Mammalia; Rodentia; Heteromyidae. The coding region runs from base 20 to 952 and encodes 310 amino acids.
CGCGGCGCUCCCCAGCAGCAUGCUCUAUUUCCAGAUGGUGAUCAUGGCAGGGACGGUGAUGCUGGCGUACUACUUCGAAUACACCGACACGUUCACCGUGAACGUGCAGGGCUUCUUCUGCCACGACAGCGCCUACCGCAAGCCCUACCCGGGCCCGGAGGACAGCAGCGCCGUGCCCCCGGUGCUGCUCUACUCGCUGGCCGCCGGAGUCCCGGUGCUCGUGAUAAUCGUUGGAGAGACUGCUGUGUUUUGCCUACAACUAGCCACAAGGGAUUUUGAAAACCAGGAAAAAACUAUAUUAACUGGAGAUUGUUGCUAUAUAAACCCACUGGUGCGCCGAACUGUCCGAUUCCUUGGAAUUUAUACAUUUGGACUAUUCGCUACCGAUAUCUUUGUAAAUGCUGGACAAGUGGUUACAGGAAAUCUGGCCCCGCAUUUUCUUGCCCUAUGUAAGCCCAACUAUACCGCACUGGGCUGUCAGCAGUACACACAGUUCAUCAGUGGGGAGGAGGCUUGUACCGGAAACCCAGAUCUCAUUAUGAGAGCCAGGAAAACAUUUCCAUCCAAAGAAGCAGCUCUCAGUGUCUAUGCAGCCAUGUAUCUGACGAUGUACAUCACCAAUACCAUCAAAGCCAAAGGAACCAGACUUGCUAAGCCAGUUCUCUGCCUGGGACUAAUGUGCUUGGCCUUUCUUACCGGACUCAACAGAGUAGCCGAAUAUCGAAACCACUGGUCAGAUGUGAUUGCAGGCUUUCUCGUUGGCAUAUCCAUAGCAGUAUUUCUGGUCGUAUGUGUGGUCAAUAAUUUCAAAGGACGGCAACCUGAAAACGAGCACAUCCAUGGGGACAGUGUGGCCCAGAUGCGAAUGGUCAGCAUUCCCAGGGUGGAAAGUCCAAUGGGAAAGGUAACAUCUGUGCAGAACCACAUCACGGCCUUCGCGGAAGUCACAUGAUAUUGAAGCUGAUGGUUUUUCCCUUCAUUGGACAUCAUCUCUUUUUACCACCCAUUCCUAACACCCAAAGUUUGUUUGAUUAUAAAAGAGGUUUAUAAAGUUGUCUAAUAAUUUUUAUAAUUUUCCAAUCAGUGUCAACUGAUCUUUAUCCCCCCACUAGACUGUGAGCUCCUCGGGGGCAAGACUAUGUCUUUCUUUUCUCUGUAAUCCCAGCAUCGACCACAAAAGCCUGGCACGAAGUAGAUGAUCAAUAAACAGAGAUGACUGAAUGAACCAAUCAGUCCUUAAAUAAAAUCACUUUAGUUUCUCAGAGAAUCUGUGACUCUGUGAAAAGAAGCCUCUCCAAGAGUCAUAUUUGUAUAAGAAAACUCUAUUUUGGGGCUGGGUAAGGCUUUUUAAUUUUCAUGUAUCUAUUCAGCAGUAUAUCACAUUUAAUUUAAAGUGGACUUUGAAAGUCAUGGGGGUUUUCAUUUUAUUAUUAAGCAUGACAUCAUUUCUAUUCUAACCAGUUCCAGUGUGUGAAAUGCCUUUCCUUUUAGGAACUAUGUCUUAUACUAAAAUAAUGUUUGCACAUUAUAUUAUGCUAUAUUUCACCUAAAAUACCACUCGGACUAUCCAUUCUAAGACUGGUGCUUCUGCUUUUGAAGGGGA